CAGUGAUAGACGAAAGUCCCCGGAUAUUGAUCUCCAUUGCUCUGGCGAUAGCAGAUCAUAUAAUGUAAAAGGUCAUCUAAGCAACAAUGCAGAACAUACAGCAGAAGCUUGGUUCUGCAUUUGGUAAGAGGACUGAUAUUGACAGCCAGUUGAAGUCAAAUUCUGCAUCAUAUUUGUUGCAUAAUAUUGACUAUGUUCCAUCCAGUCGUGAGCAGUCUUCAAUAAAUGACCUUCUCAAAGGAAAAUAUGUGAACCUGGCUCCAUCAAACGCAGCACCUGUGAAGAAACCACUCCAUUCAAACACUACCCCCCAUGACGAUGGAGAGGGUUUACCUCAACCCAAGGUGAUUCUAUUUCCACUGGAGAAGCUGGAUUUCUCCUGGCACCAGCAGCGAGCUGGUUGUGGCUUCCAGAACUGUGGCAACACCUGCUUCCUCAAUGCCACCAUGCAGUGCCUUGUUCACUGCCCACCUCUCACUAACUACAUGAUGAGUGGGGAACACCAGGCAACAUGCCGUGCAGUAAACCAGGACCGUUGUAUCCUAUGUAACCUGCAGUUCCUGACUAAGCGAGGUGUCCAUGGAGUGGCUGACAGCAUCACGCCUAAAUGGUUCGUCAACAACCUACAAUACAUUGGGCGUCACUUCCGUAUUGGUCGCCAGGAAGAUGCCCAUGAGUUCCUCAGACUAAGCCUUGAGAAAAUGAUGAAGUGUGCUGUCGGCGGCUACCAUGAAAAGCUGGACAAGUACAGCAAGGACACAACUGUGAUCCACCAGAUUUAUGCUGGCUACCUGAGGUCACAAGUUGUGUGUUCGAGGUGUGAGUACAAAUCCAACACAUACGAUCCUCUGUUGGACAUCUCUCUUGACAUCAAAAAUGCUGACAACCUGGAGAGAGCCUUCCAUCAGUUUGUGGCGCCUGAUAAACUUGACAUGGAAAAUGCUUACAAGUGUGACAAAUGCAAGCAGAAAGUAAUGGCUACUAAGAGGUUCACAAUCCACAAGGCCCCAAAUGUGCUUACCAUCCAGUUGAAGAGGUUCCAGUACGCAGUUGGAGGCGGGGGAUUCUAUGGGAGUGGAAUUGGCGGCAAGAUCAACAAGAUGGUCAAAUACCCGCCAAAAUUCAAUCUACGACCAUACAUGUCCAACAAAGUGGGUCCCCCAGAAACCUACAGCCUGCUGGCUACCAUCCAACAUGAAGGCUACUCCUCUCAAUCUGGCCACUAUGUGUCCAACGUCCGUGUCGGCAGGGAUUGGUACCACUACAAUGACUCAACAAAGCGGCUUACAAGUCUCCAGCGUUGCCUGAAUGAGCCCAGUGCCUACAUCCUGUUCUACAUGAAAGACAGCGCUGUACUGGCUUCCCGAAGCUCACAGAACCUAACAAAGGUUGUGAGACAGCCCAGUAUGACCAGUGUGAUAGGCUCUGGAAGCAAUGGUCAAAAGAUUAUUGGACCAGUCAAGCCUCAGAUCAUUAAGACCCCUGACAAACCUGGCUUCAAGCCAGCUACUUUUCCCAGUACUGACAUAGGAAAGCCAGUAAAGUCUCCGCUAGCACCUCUGUCUUCAAACCGGGAGAAAAUCAGGAUCAGUCUCGGUGUAAAGCCGCUAAACAAAACCCCUGAGCAGGCCAAACCAACAGUAAAAUCAGGCCAGACAACCCCUUCCAACCCCCGUCUCACACCUGCGGCCACUCCCACAAAGAGUGGUGAUAAGCCAAAUGCUCCUCCCACUCCAAAACUUGUUAUGAAAAUACAGAAUGGCAAAGCUAUAACUAUUGAAACAUCGCCUAAUGGAGUAAGAAGGAUUCUCUCUGACGAUGAUGAAGUUGUGUCAAAGAUGAAUGAGAAAAAACAAAGAAAACACAAGAAGAGAUCAAGCCUGGUGCCAUAUGGGGAUGACUCCACCUCUGAUAGUGAUUGCUCUAAGGGCACCUCGUCUCAUGUGAAUGGAAUUGCCAGGAAAAGGAGGCUUGACAGUACAGAGGACAAGAGUCUGCCUACUUCACCAAAGUUGAAGUUUGUGGAGAAUCAGAAUGGAGCCCAUCCUUUACAUGAGCACAACUAUGGUAUCAAGGAUAAGAAUGGAAUCUUGUUUGACAAAUCACUCAACACAACCACCUCUGUGCCUGGCAAUGCUCACCUGAUGGAAACCAUCACUAUGAAAGACCGGCUCAGCCAUGCUCACCCAGAUAGAAGUAGGGAUUUGAAGAACACUUCACAAAAAAAUAGCACUCCUGUUAGGAAGAAUCUCGCAGAGAGCCUUUCUUGCAACACAACUGCCAACGCUGCCAAGCAUGCAGGCGCUACCGAGUGGACCACUGUAAUUGAAUCAGUGAAAAGCCCAGUUGGAUCCUCUCACAGCAAUUGUAGUGUACAGAGCGGUCACUCGACCAGCGAAUGGUCUGUUACUAAGAACAAGCUCUUGCACAAUGGACACAGCAACGAUGGUUGGACAGUCACUCCUAAUAAGGAUGAUGCUGUAAAGACAUCAGGCUCCCAAACUUGUGUCAGUGGAGAUGUGAAGAAGGCUAAAUAUGACUAUGCUACCACUGAUAGUUAUUCGAGCCCUUUUCUGAUUGACAAUGGCACAUCUUGCCUGCUUAAUGCAGAGCAAGAGAAAGAUAAAACCUCUGAGGAGAACAGACUGUACAAAAAAGCCAAAAAGCAUAAGAAGCAUAAAAAGCACAAGCAUGAAGACAGAGAUAGGCAGCACAAGUAUUCAGAGCUUGAUGAAAGCCCAACUAACUCGCACAAAAAGAAAAAGAAGAAAAAGAAGCACAAGCAUCGUGCUGAAGAUAGAGAUGAUGAUACUUCAAUUCACAUAUCACAGGAGGUCAGUCCGGAGAGAAGGGAAGUGGAGAAACAUCAACAGAGAGACGAGGCUGGAGAGCCUAACAGAGAGGAGGAGCUUGAGAGGACCCAUAGGCAGAAGGGGGAGAAAGGCCAAAAGCGACGGAUGGACGAUGAGGAAGACAGCCCUGCCAAGAGGAGUAGACAGGACUCUGAGUCUUCCCCAGAGUAUGAGUGGGUUGAGAAGUCAGUGCCAGUCAGGAGGCUUUCACAGUCUGUCCCAGGUUCUCCCCCACCUAGCCAGAAGUGGGACCAUCAUGUGAAGGAUGGGUAUAAGCGGCCUGCUCUGUCUGGCUCCUCCACUCCCCUCAAGUCACAUUGGGAUGGCCUGAAACACUCCAAGGUCGUCAGCCAGCUAGAAGACAUUGCUAAAUAUGGAUACGGCGCCCCUGUAUCUGGCUGGGAUGGUGGUCGCUCACACAUGGACAUGGAGAAAAACCGGUCCAGCACAUGGAGACAGGACUCAGAUGAUGAAUAUGACGAGGAGUUUGACCAGGGUCGCGUAAAGAAGGUGAAACACAAGGGCCAUGGAGACCACAGACAGAACGGCAACAUCUUCCAAAAUGAGCAGGACAAGAGGAAUAGGUUCAAAACAAAUUGGUCAACAAUGAAGGUCGGUGACAACAAUCGCUUCUUUCCCCAAAACAACGGCCACUCUACCUCCAACACACACCUGCACUACUGAACAUCAGUCAGCAGAGACAACUCUACAACUCAACCAACACACACCUCCACUACUGAACAUCAGUCAGCAGGGACAACUCUACAACUCAACUCCUUGUCACUUAUUCAUAUGUGAUUAUGACAUGAAUAACAGUUAUGAACACUCAGUGAAAGAUUGGAGAAAGUGUUGAUUGAUUGUGAUGGGACUACAAUCAUUUAAUCAUGUUUUAAGUGUUAGUUAUAUAUGCAAAAUUAUCAUUUUUGGAAGUUCUUGAUAUGUUGCUGAAGUCGUUGAUUUGUCUUGCAAAUUAAGUUCAGGUUAUUUAUAUGUAUGUUAUUGUCAUAAAUCAUGUUAAAUACUAUGUUGCAAUACUGUUGUGUAUAUAAAGAUUGUGAAUGUUGAUCAUUGUUUUCUACAGAUGUAUAGUAUUCGUUUAAGAGUAUUUGGAAUAAAAAAAUUAUUUACCAUAAUUUGUUGAAUAUUACUUUGGAUUGAUAGAAGUAAAAAUGCAUUGAGAUGUCAGUAUCUUCUUCUUUUUCUCCUUUAAUUUGCUAUCUGUUAUUUAUAAGUGAUGUUUAUCUUAAAGAUUUGAAGGAAAUAUUUAUUCAAAUAUAUAAUAAGCAGUUUCUUUGUAUGGAGUAAGUUAUAUGUAAACAUGUGUAAUGACUUUACUGCAGGACCAUUUUCAGUAUAACACAGUCUCUCAGACAGGUUAGAAAUUAACAUUAUGUAUAGUGCUUCAUGUAAAGGUACCAACAUUUUUUGAUGAAAGAGUGUGAAUUUGUAAAAUAUUUUGCCAGUAAAAAUGGCACGUCAUAGUUUCAUUUAUAUUGAUUUAUUUGUUUUUGAGAGGUAUUAUUUGUAUAUUUAUGAGAGUACAAAUUAAAAGCAAAAUAUUUUAAUAUGUUUGUUGGCCUAGAUUCCCUUGUGGCAUCUUCUAGUUUAGAGCUUGAUUAUAAGAAACAUCUGAAGAGCUCUACUACUAGCAUCAGCGUCUCAUCUUGGUUAAGGUUUUUAUGAAAGCAACUUUCAAGUUAUUAUCU
This is a messenger RNA of Mya arenaria, 4558 nucleotides long. Its product is annotated as ubiquitin carboxyl-terminal hydrolase 42-like. Gene Ontology annotation, biological process: protein deubiquitination; regulation of apoptotic process. Gene Ontology annotation, molecular function: cysteine-type deubiquitinase activity; cysteine-type endopeptidase activity. The record is from RefSeq and is a predicted model, not a curated record. Gene Ontology annotation, cellular component: cytosol; nucleus. The coding region runs from base 87 to 3536 and encodes 1149 amino acids. NCBI's taxonomy places the organism in Eukaryota, Metazoa, Mollusca, Bivalvia, Myida, Myidae. The transcript has 15 exons.